This is a messenger RNA of Culex quinquefasciatus (southern house mosquito), 3431 nucleotides long. RefSeq names its product coatomer subunit beta (gene betaCOP). Lineage: Eukaryota; Metazoa; Arthropoda; Insecta; Diptera; Culicidae. Bases 179 to 3049 code for a protein of 956 amino acids. Gene Ontology annotation, molecular function: structural molecule activity. The transcript is spliced from 7 exons. Gene Ontology annotation, cellular component: COPI vesicle coat; cytoplasm. Gene Ontology annotation, biological process: intracellular protein transport; intra-Golgi vesicle-mediated transport; endoplasmic reticulum to Golgi vesicle-mediated transport. The record is from RefSeq and is a predicted model, not a curated record.
UCUAAAAAUGGGGGUACUAAAAGUGAAGUCUGUACACGUAUCUGGUUGUCAUGCGAGCUGGCUGAAAAGUUUUGUGCAAAUUAAGUCGACAAUUUUGCUGGUAAUUUCGUCUCUUGCCCAACCCAGGAUUGCAAAUUUUGGAUUUUGAAAUAAGCGGCCAGGCUGAAAUCGGAUCAAAAUGUUCCUCUCGGAAGCACCGUGCUACACGAUCAUCAACGCGCAGGAGACGGAGCCGUACAAUGAAAUGCAGCUCAAGAUGGAUCUUGAGAAAGGCGAGCUGAAUGUAAAGAUCGAUACGUUAAAGCGGGUUAUUCAGCUGUUGUUGAAUGGCGAGCGGCUGCCAAGCUUGCUCAUGACCAUAAUUCGGUUUGUUCUGCCGCUGCAGAAUCACACCAUCAAGAAGCUGCUGCUGAUUUACUGGGAGAUUGUUCCGAAGACCUCGCCGGAUGGAAAGCUUCUGCAGGAAAUGAUUUUGGUGUGCGACGCGUACCGGAAGGAUUUGCAACAUCCGAAUGAGUUUUUGCGGGGAUCGACGCUGCGAUUUUUGUGUAAAUUGAAGGAACCGGAGCUAUUGGAACCGCUGAUGCCGGCGAUUCGUGCCUGUCUGGAGCACCGGCACUCGUAUGUGCGGAGGAAUGCUGUUUUGGCUAUAUUCACAAUUUACAAGAACUUUGAGUGGCUCGUGCCGGACGGUCCGGAACUGGUGGCCAACUUUUUGGACUCACAGCAGGACAUGUCGUGCAAGCGGAAUGCUUUCCUGAUGUUGCUUCAUGCUGAUCAAGAGCGAGCGUUGAAUUAUUUGGCUUCGUGCCUGGAUCAGGUGAAUAACUUUGGCGACAUUCUGCAGCUGGUCAUCGUUGAGCUGAUCUACAAGGUGUGCCAUGCGAACCCAGCCGAGCGUUCACGAUUCAUUCGUUGCAUCUACAAUUUGCUAAAUUCUUCCUCGAACGCGGUUCGCUAUGAAGCCGCUGGAACUCUCGUGACACUUUCCACUGCGCCAACGGCCAUUAAAGCGGCCGUCAGCUGUUACAUCGAGCUGAUCAUCAAGGAGAGCGAUAAUAACGUAAAACUGAUUGUCCUGGAUCGUCUGAUUGCACUGAAGGAAAACGAAAACAUGGAGCGUGUGAUGCAGGAACUGGUCAUGGACAUUCUUCGCGUCUUGUCCGCUACAGAUAUUGAAGUUCGCCGCAAAACUCUCACACUUGCCAUGGAUUUGGUUUCAUCGCGCAAUAUCGAAGAGAUGGUUUUGGUGCUCAAGAAGGAGGUUUCCAAAACCCACAACAUUGAGCACGAGGACACUGGAAAGUAUCGCCAACUUUUGGUGCGUACGCUGCACAGUUGCUGCAUCAAGUUCCCCGACGUGGCCGCAACGGUCAUACCGGUGCUGGUGGAAUUUCUGUCCGAUUCGAACGAAUUGGCGGCGGCCGACGUGCUGAUCUUUGUGCGCGAGGCAAUCCAAAAGUUCCCGCACUUGCAACCGCUCGUCAUCGAAAAACUGCUCGAGGCAUUCCCGGCCAUCAAAUCGUCCAAGAUUCAACGCGCUACCCUCUGGAUUCUGGGCGAGUACGCCACCACGGUCAAGGACAUCCUGGACGUCAUCACCAGCAUCAACCAGACGCUCGGUGAGGUUCCGAUCGUGGAGGCUGAACAGCGCCGUCUCGCUGGCGAAGGGAACGAAAACGACGAAAAUAAGGCGCCAAACAGUGUGGCGGUGCCAAACAACAAGGUCACAUCGGACGGAACGUACGCCACGCAGAGUGCGUUUAGCGUUGCGCCCGUCUCCAAGAAGGUGGAACGUCCCCCGCUGCGCCAAUAUCUGAUGGACGGGGACUUUUUCAUCGGCACUACGCUGGCCGCGACCCUCACGAAGCUGGUGCUGCGUUUCAUCGAGCUUGAGUCGAACGAGAAGAAGCAAAACCGUCUCUGCUCGAGCGCGAUGCUGAUAAUGAGCUCGAUUCUGCACCUGGGAAAAUCCGGACUGCCUACGAAGGCCAUCACGAAUGACGACAUGGACCGCAUUUUCCUCUGUCUGAAAACGCUCAGCCUGCGCACGCCGGAAAUUGUGGAAAUCUUCAGGAAAUCGUGCCGUAACGCACUGGCCAACAUGUUGAGCGCUCAGAACGAAGAGGAACAGCAAACCCAGAAGGACAAGCAAAAGGUCGCCGCCAAAAUCCAGCCCGACGAUCCGAUUGCGUUCACGCAGCUUUCCAGCGGAAAGAAUGACCAACUUGGGGAAAACGUUUUCGAAUCCAGCUUGAAUCAGGCCCUGGCCGGAACGAAGAGUACCGCCCUGUCGGAUGUGGCAUCUCCCAACAACAAGCUCAACAAGGUCACCCAGUUGACGGGCUUCUCCGAUCCGGUUUACGCCGAAGCGUACGUGCACGUAAAUCAGUACGACAUCGUGCUGGACGUGCUGAUUGUGAACCAAACGAGCGACACGCUGCAGAAUUGCACCCUGGAACUGGCCACCGUGGGCGAUUUGAAGCUCGUUGAACGGCCCCAUCCGGUCGUGUUGGCCCCGCAUGAUUUUUGCAACAUCAAGGCAAACGUAAAAGUUUCCUCGACCGAAAACGGAAUUAUCUUUGGCAAUAUUGUAUACGACACAACCGGUUCGUCCAACGUGGUCGUGCUGAACACGAUCCACAUCGACAUCAUGGAUUACAUCCUGCCCGCGAGCUGCACCGACACCGAGUUCCGCACCAUGUGGGUCGAGUUCGAGUGGGAGAACAAGGUUUCGGUCAACACCACGCUGACCGAUCUGCACGAGUAUCUCAAGAUGCUGCUCAAGUCGACUAACAUGAAGUGUCUGACGCCGGAAAAGGCACUGUCCGGCCAGUGCGGGUUCAUGGCCGCCAACAUGUACGCUAGAUCCAUUUUCGGUGAGGACGCUCUGGCCAACCUGAGCAUUGAGAAGCCGCUGGACCGACCGGACGCACCGGUUACGGGACACAUCCGGAUACGGGCAAAGAGUCAGGGCAUGGCUUUGAGCUUGGGUGACAAAAUCAACCACACGCAAAAGUGUCUGCAAGAGAAAUCGGCUGCCGCCUAAACAAAAUCCAAUCUUCGUUUUAAGUGCAUAAUGGAACUAUCUUUUCAAACAAGUUUUUUUUUAAAGCAAAUUAUAAUUACUUUUUCUUAUGGAGCAUCAAAGUGGGCAGUUGCAUUGUAGAAACUCCAUUCCUAAACAGAAACAAGCCUAGUAUUAGAGGUAAACACCAGACCAGACGGAACGCUGAAAGCUGCUGUACGGCAUGGGAUCGCGAAAGAAAUUUAUACUUAACACAAAUAAUUAUGACUAUCUCUGCGAUGAAAAAACUGGCGUGUUGUCUGAAAUAAAUGAAAACCAAUUAUUGACGCUCGUGAAAAAAAAAAAGUUAUUGUUCAACCCAACACAUUGAUUAUUAAUAUAUACAUAUAUAACACUACACUUA